Penicillium waksmanii is the source of this 339-nucleotide messenger RNA. RefSeq lists its product as uncharacterized. The transcript is spliced from 2 exons. The coding region runs from base 1 to 339 and encodes 112 amino acids. NCBI's taxonomy places the organism in Eukaryota, Fungi, Ascomycota, Eurotiomycetes, Eurotiales, Aspergillaceae. The record is from RefSeq and is a predicted model, not a curated record.
AUGUUGAUUGGACCCUCGCCGUUCCCAAACACUGUCGUACGACUUCACAUGCGUGCCGCGUAUGUACUGCGAAUCGGCCAGGGGGUUCCAAGCAAAGACACUUGCACGAGAUGCGCCAAGGCAGAGGCCCCUUUUCAUCGUAAACAAGGUGUACUGCCCGACUUUAUCCUUGCCAAUCUUGAAAAUGUGAGCCCGGGUCACCGGUUGGUCUGCCAGGCUAAGGCUGCUGCUGCUGAUGAGGUCUCAGCCAAGAAGAAACUCGAUUCUGCUAGUCAAGCCGAAGUCAGGGCUAAGCGCCGUUCUGUUGACAGGGUAGUCAAGCCAAAUUCCAAUAGAUAA